CGUAGUAGUAGGACAUGAGAACUUGAUAUAAGGAUCUGAUUGAAAUCUAAUUUACUAUUUAGUUUUUGUGCAACUCCGGCGAUAUACGUAAAUUCUGAUCAUGUUGAAGAUCAUCGGGGAACUAGCCCUUGUCGGGGCAAUAGCCUCGGUGUUCAUCGUAGCAGCUCAAGGCACCGCCGAGGAGAGGGCAGCUGAAGAAGCAGCCGGGAGGAGGUACAUGCGGACCUUGGAUGAGCAGAGGUCAAGGACAAAGAACCGGAUGGCAUUGGCUUCGUGGGACUACCAGUCGAACAUAACUGAUUAUAAUCAGGAGAGACAGUUGCAAGUGGCCCUAGAAGUAGCUGAUCAAGAUAAAGAGGCAUGGAAGGAGACAAUGACUUACCUCUGGCACGAAUUCGAGGAUCCAGAUCUCAAGAGAAUGUUCGAGAAGUACUCGAAGCUGGGCACAGCGGCGCUCCCCGAGGACUUGAACCAGAGAUUGAUCAGCGCUAUCAACAACAUGCAGGCGACGUACGCCAAAGCAACGAUCUGCGAUUACAAGGAUCGUACGAAAUGUGAUUUGCGCGUUGAACCAGAAAUAACGGAGAUCUUUGUGGAAAGCAGCGAUGCUGAAGAGCUGAAGUACACAUGGCUGGAGUGGCACAAGGCAGCGGGAGCCGCCUCCAAGGCCGACUUCAUCGAGUACGUCAACAUGUACAAUGAGGCUGCUAAGUUAAACGGAUACGACAGUGUAGCAGAAUGGUGGCUAAGUGAAUACGAGGAGUCCGACAGUGAGGAGCAAUUCGCUGCUCUGUGGGACCAGGUCAAGCCCCUGUAUCAACAGAUCCACGCCUACGUGAGGAGACAUCUGAGGCUGUUCUACGGAGACCAGGUCGUCUCUGCCAAGGGACCCAUACCCGCACAUUUGUUAGGUAACAUUUGGGCGCAAUCCUGGAAUAACUUGGAAAAGUUUACGAGACCAUUUCCAGAUAAGCCUGACGUGGACGUCACGGCCGCUCUAAUCAAUCAGAACUACACAGCCUUGAAGAUUUUUAAAACGGCUGAAGAAUUCUUCGUAUCACUAAACUUGAGUGGUAUGCCGGAUCUGUUUUGGGAGAGAUCCAUCAUAGAGAAACCUCAGGACGGCCGUGAUAUGGUCUGCCACGCUUCAGCUUGGGACUUCUUCGAUGGAGAGGACUUUAGAAUCAAACAAUGCACAACAAUCACCAGUGCCUUCUUCAAGACAACUCAUCACGAAAUGGGACACAUACAGUACUAUCUACAGUACAAAGACCUCCCUGUCAUAUACAGGGCGGGAGCUAAUCCAGGGUUCCAUGAAGCCGUAGGAGAUGUGAUUUCUCUCUCCGUGGACACUCCAAAACAUUUGAGGGUUAUGGGCUUGCUCGAAGAUGGACCGGAUGAUCUCGAGUCCAAUAUUAAUCAACUGUACAAAAUGGGAAUAGACAAGAUCGUCUUCCUACCGUUCGCCUAUCUACUGGACUUGUUCCGCUACGGAGUGUUCCGUGGUACCAUCAGUGAGGAGGACUAUAACUGCCACUUCUGGCAGCUGAGAGAGACGCUGCAGGGAGUGGAGCCACCAGCGCCGAGGAGUGAGCAAGACUUUGACCCCGCUGCUAAGUACCAUAUAUCCGCUGAUGUAGAAUACAUGAGAUACUACAUCUCCUACAUCAUUCAGUUCCAAUUCCACCGCUCGCUGUGUGAACUGGCCGGCGAGUAUACGUCGGGUGAGACGGAGAGGUUGCUGUCCAAUUGUGAUAUUUACAACAGCACUGAAGCUGGGAACGCUCUAGGUAAAAUGUUGCAACUUGGUUCUUCGAAAUCAUGGCCGGACGCGAUGGAGGCUCUGACGGGACAACGCAAGAUGGACGCCAGCGGAGUGCUGGAGUACUUCCAGCCUCUGUACGAGUGGCUGAAGACUGAGAACGAGCGCACCGGGGAGUAUAUUGGAUGGGAGCCUUCUACUGUUCAAUAUUGCACACCUGAACAAAGGGACAAUAUGGAGAACUCUGAGUUUCGACAGAAACUGUUAAAAUACUCUGGAAAUUAAAAUAUUGAAAUUUCGAAAUAAUAUAUGAAUAUUUAUUCUCA
This is a messenger RNA of Bicyclus anynana (squinting bush brown), 2088 nucleotides long. Its product is annotated as angiotensin-converting enzyme. Gene Ontology annotation, cellular component: plasma membrane. NCBI's taxonomy places the organism in Eukaryota, Metazoa, Arthropoda, Insecta, Lepidoptera, Nymphalidae. The transcript has 13 exons. Gene Ontology annotation, biological process: proteolysis. Gene Ontology annotation, molecular function: metallopeptidase activity; peptidyl-dipeptidase activity. The record is from RefSeq and is a predicted model, not a curated record. Bases 101 to 2047 code for a protein of 648 amino acids.